Molecule: messenger RNA, 1126 nt
Organism: Diaporthe batatas
Lineage: Eukaryota; Fungi; Ascomycota; Sordariomycetes; Diaporthales; Diaporthaceae
Exons: 2
Coding region: 1-885 (294 amino acids)
Source: RefSeq, a predicted model, not a curated record
AUGGCCGACGAUGGCAUCACGGACGAGGCCGGCACGGGACAAAAGCAGCUUGUCAUCUCAAGCGGAAAUACGGCAUUCGAGUUCCUCAAGCUGCCCCCCGAGAUCCGCAACAAAAUCUAUUGGAAUGCUCUGGUAAAGAAUCACGACUGUCACUUUUUCUUCCAGCCACCGCUCACUCGCGUCAACAAACAAAUCCGCUCUGAGUCGCUCCCGGUACUCUAUGGCAACAACAAGUUCAGCGUUUGCCUUUUCGAGGGUUUCCUCUCUGACUUUCCGUGGAAAUUCCCAGAACUUCGAAAGCGCUGGGACACACCGCCGCAGAUACCGGCGGUGUCCACUGUGUCAAGCUUUGCCUACAUCACCAGGCUUGAUAUCAGACAUGAGUUCUGGGAUGGAGAAUACCCAGGGAGCUGUGUCUUCAUCGACGUCUGCAUGAGGGACAAGGAGCCAAACUGCCCUGGUUUGCAAAAUCAUCGCAAGAGGGACAUGAAGCCAGUCUGCGCUGGUUUGCGUAAUCGUCUCAUGAUUAGGCGACCUGAAUCGGGUUGGGAGUCCCGUGUAGAGAUUGUCUCGAUCUGCAUUCACCUCUUGUCGCACAGCGCAAGCUUGUUGGAGUGGCAUGGGGACAAUCCCUUGUUUCAACCGGUCUUGGACUAUAUGGUGGAGGUGAUGGAAUCCUUGUUCUUCAUCGCAGAGAAGUGCCCUGCGGCGGCAAACUGGGUCUGGUUGGUGGUCGAGGCAAGUGAUAUCGACUAUCCAUACACUGAAUACGAUGAUGUAUUCGAUGAGGACCUCUGGAUUCCAAUGUGGUUUUAUCUAGAGGGCCACUAUGAUUCAGAGGGAUACAUUCCAGGAGAAUCUGAUUUUGAAGAGGGAGAUGACUGAGCCAUUUGGACAUGAUGACCAUUGACAGGCUCAUGUUUCGGGGCAGCGAGGGCCGAUCUUGAAGCAAAUGCUUCGUAGCAAUUGAUCGAUCUAGUUUAGAGACAAAUCGUCCUACUCAGGCUGCAUGAGGAGACAGAGAGGCAGCUAGGUCGAUGAGGGCUGCCCCAGUUCUCGGUGGCCUGCCCUCGGGUAGUUAGCUCUGACUUGCACUUCAAUCACGCUAAUACAGUCAGCUCCCAAU